This is a messenger RNA of Seriola dumerili (greater amberjack), 2952 nucleotides long. RefSeq lists its product as uncharacterized. Lineage: Eukaryota; Metazoa; Chordata; Actinopteri; Carangiformes; Carangidae. The record is from RefSeq and is a predicted model, not a curated record. The transcript is spliced from 10 exons. Bases 1 to 1752 code for a protein of 583 amino acids.
AUGUACAGGUUGCUGCGUGUGGACAGGGUGGUGAUCUAUAACACCAGCUGUGGCCCAGACCUGGACCGCCUGUUGCAGAGCUACAGCCAGCAGGGCUUUGUGGAGAUGUUCAACUUUCACGUGCCUCGAUGGAGAGGGGUGCCAGGUUUUAAUAUUCUGGAGCACAUCUAUAAGUGGGAGCCUGACAGAGCAGCAGAGUAUAGCGUGCGAGUUGAAUAUUCAGCCAAGGAUGAGCGGAAGUUGGGGGCGUCAGAAGAAGCGCUGGUGUGGGAGGAAAUGUCUCUUAGAGAAAGUGAAGCUUUGUGGGUAACGUCUUUCUCCACGGCCUGUGUCCUUCAGUCAACGGAUAUCCGUCAAGAAAAGAUUCACUUCAGUCUUCGGUUGCGAAUCUAUCUCGUCUGUUACUGGAUGGAAAAGGCAAAAGAUGUUAGACGGAAGUUCUUCCUCCUCCUCCUCCUUAUUGCUACCUUCAUCCUUAUCUCCAUCGUCGCUGUGGGCACACCCAAGACGUACAGGUCAAUCCCAAACCCGCGUGGGCCUCCAAAAGCUUGCCCCUAUUACAUCUCUGAGCAGACCAUCACCCCCCUCAACAACACCAAGCACUUCCAGGUGUCGGCCUACAUGGACCAGAGAGUGAAGGGUUUGGAUAUACGCAUCAUUGGCAUAUUUAGGAGAGACUCCAUCCAACCCCUGCACUGUCUUUUCUGCUGUGCAGACUACGUAUCAAGUACAACCACUCCAGCGACCAUUUUACAACACCCAGACAACUUUGGUUUUCCCUUCGUCACGACAGAUGUCAUGUGUCGGAUCCCUCAAAACUGCAACGCUACACAUGUCACCCUUCAGACUCAGCCAGGGAGCGCGACUCAAUCUGACCAGAUUUGGCUCCCCAUAAGAAACAAAAAGACCAACAGGAAGGAGGAGGAGAAAUUUCAGUUUAACUUCACAGUCUGCAUCUCCAACCUGUUUGGAGACUACAACAAUGUGCUUCAGUUUGCACAGACUCUGGAGAUGUACAGGUUGCUGGGUGUCGACAGAGUGGUGAUCUAUAACACCAGCUGCGGCCCAGACCUCAACCGCCUGCUGCAGAGCUACAGCCAGGAGGGCUUCGUGGAGAUGGUUCCCUGGCCGAUCAACGAGCAUCUGACUCCAUCAACCGGCUGGCUCUUCUCAAAGUAUGGAGGGGACGUGCACUAUUUUGGCCAGUUAACCACACUGAACGAGUGCAUUUACAGAUCCAUGACCCGGUCACGCUACGUCCUGUUGAACGACAUUGAUGAGAUUAUAAUGCCAUACCAACACAACAACCUGAUGUCUCUGAUGAACGUGCUCCAACAGCAGAAACCAAACGCUGGGGUGUUCCUCAUAGAGAACCACAUCUUUCCCAAGACACCCUUUGAGAAAAGUAAAAAGCUUCCCCUGCCUCAAUGGAAAGGGGUGCCAGGCUUUAAUAUUCUGGAGCACAUCUACAGGGAGGAGGUGGACAGAAGCGUAUACCACCCCCACAAGAUGAUAGUUCAGCCAAGGGCGGUGGAGCAGACCUCAGUGCAUGAAGUGCUCAAGAUGUUUGGAGAGAAGUUCAAGGUGCCGCUGGAGGUCUGUCGGAUCAUUCACUGCCCACUCAGAACCCCGGUACAACGGCCGGUGGAGCAGCUCCACGUGGACACCCGGCUGUGGGACUUCAAAGACAAACUAUUGCCCAAGGUGACCAAGGCGCUGAGGAGAGCCGGGCUGCUGAGUUCAGAGGGGUAGAGCUGACAGAUAUGGAGGGAUGAACAGGCUGAUUCUGGCCAUGGACGUAAACUCUCACCAGCAGCAGUGAAUAACGGCAGCACAGCAUUUGCAACUUCACUCUACGCAGUAAGUAGCCUAUCAAUGCUGGCUCUAUCGGUCAUGUGACCCUCGCCUUGGCGUAACAUUUGAUGUAGCGUGGAAAAUGUGAUUUUUGGAUUUGCAGUCCACAUGUUUCUGUAUACAGUAAUUGUUGAAUUAUUCAGCAGGCUAUCUGCUGAUUAUUAUGUGGUUCACCAAUAGUGUGAGAUCAUGCGUUUUGCACUCUUUAUCAACAGCACAAGCCUAUGGUUUUCUGAUAAUAAUGUCAUUAUGUUACUUGUCUUCAUUGCUUAUAUCUGAUUUGACACAUCAGCAUAAACAUCUUGUAGUUGCCUGAGGAAAAGGCUUGAAAUGCAUUUUUUUAUGCGUACUUUGUGCCAUUAAGUGUCUUAGCAUAUUAAAUUAUAUAUAUUUUUUGCAUUCAACAGUUUCCCUUCUUUUUCCUAUCUGUUGUUACUGGCCCAUUUCUGUUUUUGAUUGUUUUUCCACUGUUGGUGACUUUCAUCAGGCUUACAGGCUUUCAAUAGGCUCACAGAGGCCACAAAGACAAAGGCAAUAGAUGCCGUAUUGCCCUAUUUUUGUCCUGAUCAAAUAUGGCUGUGACAAAGUGCCACCUGUCAUGAUGAGUGUUCAAGAAAUAUAUUGCAGCAAUGGAGAGUGAUGGUGUAAUGCUCUGUGGUGCCCUCUGCUGGAGAAAAACAAGUUUCACUCAAAAAAAAACAACCUAAAUAUUAUAGUAAUAUUACUACUAUACUAAUAUUAUAUCAUCAUCCUCAACAUAAACUGUGUUUAUAUUGUUGAGUUGUUAAAGUUGACAUAUGAUUUUGAAACACAUACAAAGAAGUGAUCGUAAUAAACAAUGUUAAACAUACCAUAACAAACAUACAGCCAACAGCCAUAUGCACUACUGAUUGAAAGUUAAAGCAAACCCAGUUUCAGUUAAAGUCCAGUGAAUAACCUUAGAUGGUACCGGGGUAAGAAGUAAAUUGGCCUUUUCAGGGAUUAAGAAAUUCUUUUUUUCCUUUUCUCUCUCCCUCAUGAUGCAACAGCACAAAUGUUGUGAACUUCCUUCUCGUGUUCCGUCCAUUAUGUUCUGUGUUUGAGGAAGCUGUAACACCA